AUGAAGUUCUCUGCCACCGUCGUUGCUACCUCCCUCCUCGCUCUCGUCAGCGCUGCUCCAACCAUCAAAGCCGAGCUACCUGACCCGAGCAAGGUCUGGGUUCAGAAGAUCAUUACUGGCGGGACUGGCUGCCCCGCUGGUACCGUCUCCCAGCAGAUCUCCAAUGACCGAUCCACUUUCACUUUGAUCUUCGAUCAAUACGUUGCCUCCAUCGGCCCAGGUAUCCCAAUCACCGAGAGCCGCAAGAACUGCCAGCUGAACGUCCACCUCAAUUACCCAGCUGGAUGGCAAUACAGCAUCUUUUCCGCAACUUACCGCGGAUAUGCCCAACUCGAGAGGGGCCAGUCCGGUACCCAGAAGUCUACCUACUACUUCUCCGGCGACAGCCACCAGACCAGCACUCAGACUGAUUUCUCCGGCCCAAUCAACCGCGACUACGCCUUCACUGACAACGUCGACCAAACCUCCAAUGUCUGGUCCCCAUGCGGAAGGGAAGGCCUGCUCAACAUCAACUCCCAGGUCCGUAUCACCGGCGACAACAAGAAGACCGGUCUCCUCACCACCGACUCCGUCGACGGCAAGUUCACUCAAAUCUUGGGUUUCGCCUGGCGCAGAUGCUAG
Messenger RNA from Orbilia oligospora ATCC 24927, 621 nucleotides. RefSeq lists its product as uncharacterized. The record is from RefSeq and is a predicted model, not a curated record. Lineage: Eukaryota; Fungi; Ascomycota; Orbiliomycetes; Orbiliales; Orbiliaceae. The coding region runs from base 1 to 621 and encodes 206 amino acids. The transcript is spliced from 2 exons.